AUGUGUUCACUCAUCGGUAUAGUCUCGACUUUCGAGAAUACCACAGAAGAUUUUGAGGUUAUAAUCACAAUCAAGCGCAGGACCACUGCUCAAAGUAGUGAGCUCAUGUUGCUGCACAAAGCAAAGAUGCUGCGAGUAGUCGUCGUGGAAUCAUCGGAGAAAGUUUCUCUGUCGACUGCAAUGAUGGAGGAGUCCCUUUUGCUGUGGCCAAAGUUAAAGUUGAGUUGGGCUCCGCCGGGGACUAAUGUUUUGAAGAUACAAGCAAACCAUUUUGAUUGUGGUGGAAUGGUCAUCGGCUUAACUGGUUCACAUGCAGUUGCGGGUGGAAUAACUAUAUGCUCAUUUCUUAAAGCAUGGGCUGCAACUGCUGCUGGAGUUCUAACAUUUAUUGAAGCACAAUGUCCCAAUUACAUUGCUCCGUCUCUCUUUCCACCAAAUGAUAAAAUUGCAGAAGAAUCUUUAGAUGUGUUCGAUUCAUCGGCCAUAUCAACUCUUAAGGCGAAAUCACUCGGUUCACGUGUUCAAGUCAUGACAGCAUUAAUCUGGAAAUGUUUCAUGGCUGCUUGUGCAGCUGCAAAUAAUUUGCCAUCUCUAAUGGUGCAUGCAGUGGACCUGAGAAGUAGAGCUGUGCCACCCUUCUCCGAAAACUGUUUUGGCAACUUCUUAUAUAUUGCAGCAGCAGCAGCUUAA
This is a messenger RNA of Olea europaea var. sylvestris, 690 nucleotides long. Its product is annotated as deacetylvindoline O-acetyltransferase-like. NCBI's taxonomy places the organism in Eukaryota, Viridiplantae, Streptophyta, Magnoliopsida, Lamiales, Oleaceae. The transcript has 5 exons. The record is from RefSeq and is a predicted model, not a curated record. Bases 1 to 690 code for a protein of 229 amino acids.